This is a messenger RNA of Eutrema salsugineum, 1163 nucleotides long. Its product is annotated as U2 small nuclear ribonucleoprotein B''. The record is from RefSeq and is a predicted model, not a curated record. NCBI's taxonomy places the organism in Eukaryota, Viridiplantae, Streptophyta, Magnoliopsida, Brassicales, Brassicaceae. Bases 76 to 939 code for a protein of 287 amino acids. Gene Ontology annotation, molecular function: mRNA binding. The transcript has 10 exons.
UCCAUUUACACGUCAGCUCCGUUCGCCGGCGCUUAUUACCACCGUCAAAACUCGCCGCCGUCCAGAGAAACAAAAAUGGCGUAUCACCAACCGUACGAUCCCUACUACGUCUAUCAUCCUCAUUCUCAUACCCAUCCUCUUCCGCCGCCGCUGCCACAGUUCUCCGACGAACCUGGGGCGAUUAACACGCUCUUUGUCUCUGGCUUGCCUGACGACGUCAAGGCUCGUGAGAUCCACAAUCUUUUCCGGCGUCGUCCCGGAUUCGAGUCUUGUCAGCUCAAGUACACUGGACGCGGCGACCAGGUUGUUGCAUUUGCAACAUUCUCGAGUCAUGGAUUCGCGAUGGCUGCAAUGAAUGAGCUAAAUGGUGUGAAAUUUGAUCCUCAAACAGGAUCAACUCUACAUAUUGAACUAGCUAGAUCAAACUCUAGAAGAAAAGAAAGGCCGGGAAGUGGGCCUUAUGUUGUAAUCGAUAACAGAAACCAGAAAUCGUCUAAGUCUCAGGACGACCAGAGUGAUGAAGAGGAAAUCGACCCUGAUGAGGCGCAAGAACCUGGAAAUAUCGAUUCUCCAAAGGAAAACGAUUAUGCCAAAAGUGAGGCGGACUCUGAUGCAGAUAGUAAAGCACCGCCUGGCAGUGGGCACUUGGAAAAAGUACCCGAAGGAGGUUCUGGUGCUCGACCAUGUUCUACCUUGUUUAUAGCUAAUCUAGGGCCUAAUUGUACAGAGGAUGAACUUAAACAACUCCUAUCUAGAUAUCCUGGAUUCAACAUCCUAAAAAUCCGAGCAAGAGGUGGAAUGCCUGUUGCAUUUGCUGAUUUUGAGGAAAUCGAACAAGCUACUGAUGUCAUGAAUGAUCUUCAAGGAAACCUUUUAUCGUCUUCAGACCGAGGCGGCAUGCAUAUAGAAUAUGCAAGAUCGAAGAUGAGGAAACAGUAGAUGAUUCUCAUAACUACUGAGCCUCAUUUUAGAAAUAGAGAAUAUGGUCGUUUAAUGUAUCACAGGCCAGUGGUAUUCUCUUCUCAAAACUGAUUUAGAGAUCAUAAGAAAAUGAGAGCUUUUAUUUUUUUAUCUAAAUCUCCGCUUACUAUUUGUUGUCAUGAAGAUGGAUCAUCUUCUAUGCUGACACUCAAAAAUAUAUGUAUAUAUAAUAUAUUGAAGAC